This is a messenger RNA of Theobroma cacao (cacao), 914 nucleotides long. RefSeq names its product gamma interferon responsive lysosomal thiol (GILT) reductase family protein (gene OSH1). Gene Ontology annotation, molecular function: oxidoreductase activity, acting on a sulfur group of donors, disulfide as acceptor. NCBI's taxonomy places the organism in Eukaryota, Viridiplantae, Streptophyta, Magnoliopsida, Malvales, Malvaceae. The record is from RefSeq and is a predicted model, not a curated record.
GUGAAAAAGGAAAAGAGGAAAAGGUUAAUCAAAGUUUGGGAAUGGCGUCUCCUCGUUUCUUCUUCGCUUUCUUCCUCUCCACUUCGAUGCUCUUCUUGUUGUCAAUAUCUCCAUGUCAUGCUCAAAACGUCACUCUUUCUCUUUACUACGAAACUCUCUGCCCUUACUGUGCAGACUUCAUAGUCAACCAUCUGGUAAAGCUCUUUGACAAGGGACUCAAUUCCAUCGUCAACCUCAGGCUGGUUCCAUGGGGCAACGCUGUUAUGCAACGUGACGGCAACUUCGUUUGCCAGCAUGGGCCAGAUGAAUGCGUCCUGAAUGCUAUUGAUGCCUGCACCAUCACAAUAUAUCCUGAAGUGGAGCGGCAUUUCAGAUUCAUUCUCUGCGUUGAGCGUCUGGCCUUGGAGAACAAGGUGAACGAGUGGGUUAACUGUUUUGAUAUGACUGGGUUGGGCAGGGUCCCCGUUGAUUGCUAUAAAAGUGGAUACGGAAACAUGCUGGAAAAACAUUAUGCUGCUGAAACUGCUCAGCUUAAUCCACCACAUAAAUUUGUUCCAUGGGUGCUUGUUAACGGUCAACCUCUAGAGGAGGACUUCAAGAAUUUUGUUAGCUACGUCUGCAAGGCGUACCAGGGCAAGCUAGUCCCUGAGGCUUGCCACCAAUCACUUCCGCUGAUGAACAAUUCUUUGAAAAAGGCAAAUCCUAGUAAUCCAGUUUGUUAUGCUAAGAAGAAACUAGACAACUUUGAGUAGAGCUAAGAAAAUCUGAAGAGUAACUUUUUUGUCGACUCUUCCUAUGUAGGCGUCCUUGCUGAAUGCUGAUACACCAUUUUCAAUCACAUUGUUGCUGAUUUUUGGGAUUCACUUUUGGCUUCUCUCUGCUUUAAUUGAACAAUAGCGAUUGAUCUUGCUAAA